AUGACUCACUAAAGCAAGUGAACAUUCGCAAGGAAGAGGAGGAAAAGACAAAUAUGUGUCAAAUCAAGACUUGCUUUCAAUUCUAACAGAAUCAGGACUCGGGAGACACAUUAUACUAUUCAUCCAACUUAUUUUGUUUUUUUGCUAAAUCAGCUUUUUUAAAUCCUGGGUCUGUGUAUUCCAAGCUCUGUUUUUUAAUUGGGUUUAUUAUGUGUCUGAUUCUGUACUCCAAUAUGCUUCUAGCAAGUCUCGUGGCAAUCCUGUUGGCACGUACCAGUCAUGCCAUGCGCUUCUUGAGUGGUCAAAAAGUGUGUUAUGCAGACUAUAAGCACCCUUGCUACAAGAUUGCUUAUUUCCAAGACUUAUCAAGACGCGUUGGGUUUCAGGAAGCCAGGCAAGCUUGUGAAAUUGACGGCGGCGCUCUUUUAAGCAUUGAAAGUGAAGCUGAACAAAAACUCAUUGAGAGGAUGUUACAAAAUCUAACAAAUUCAGCUUCUGGAAUUUCUGACGGGGAUUUCUGGAUUGGCCUUUGGAGAAAUCUUGAAGCUAUGGCUUCAUCAGGAGCUUGUCCAGACCUGUACAGAUGGUCCGAUGGAAGUGUUUUCCAAUACAGAAAUUGGUAUGCAGAUGAGCCGUCGUGUGGAAGCGAGGCCUGUGUAGUGAUGUAUCACCAACCGACUGCAAACCCUGGGAUUGGAGGCCCAUACUUAUAUCAGUGGAAUGAUGACAGAUGUAACAUGAAGCACAAUUUUAUUUGCAAAUAUGCUCCAGAAAAUAUCCUAGAGAAAGAAUUAGGAGACAGAGCAGAGCCAGAUUAUGAUCCUUACUCCCCAACAACAACACAGAGGAUGCUUGUAACAGGCAAGCCAGAGGACUCUUCUCAUGUAAUCAUCGCAGAAACAGGAAUAAUGCCAAAUCUAAUUUAUGUUAUUAUACCCACCAUACCAUUACUCUUGCUCAUACUGGUGGCGCUGGGAACCUGCUGCUUCCAGAUGCUUCAUAAAAACAAAGAACGGUCAAAAACCAGCCCAACUCAAUCCACCCUGUGGAUUUCAAAGGCCCCGAGGAAUGACAUCACAAUGGAAGUUUAAUGUCGCAAUGACUCAUUUCACUACAAUUCAAGAAAGAUAUACAACAGUUUAUUUUCUGGAUGGCUGCACUACAGAGUAUCAGCUUGGAAUGACUUACCAUUCAGCAUCAGCAAGAAGAACUAAAAGCUCCCCCUGGAGGCACAUUUGAAGAACUCUUUUAUAAUGCUCUGAUUUGAUUCUAAAGUAAACAGUAAUUUGUGUCUUGCUCCAUUAAAAGCAAACAAACUAUGCUUAUUUUGCUAGUGGAAAUUCUUGAAUAAUCAUACAACUAAGGAAAAAGGACAACCCCCCCCCCUUGAGAUUUAUACAGAGAAAUGUUAGGUACGCCUGACAUGAUUUGCCAUAAGAAUGGUCGAUUUUGUUAAAUUUUCUCCUGUAUUGUACUUUUUGAUGUACUUCCUACAGUAUUGCUAUGAAUAUAUAUAUAUAUUGUUAAAAAUGUAUUUAUCUUUGCAUAAAGGUUUGAUAGAAAUGAAAUGGGGAAUGUUUUUUUUAUCUACAGUUUUAAUAUACCAUAUAAAAUGGAUUAUCCUGCAAUGCAUUUAACUCAAUGCCUCCUUGAAUUUAAUCUGUGGAAAGGUAUGUUCCCUUUGUGGGGUUAGAAUGGUGUUUAAUGGGCUUUUUUUUUUUUUUUUUUAAAAAAACAGAAUUUAAGUUAAAUGCUAGUUAAAUGCCUUUGUCUGACAUUUCCAGUAAACGUGCAUAUGUAUUUCAAAACAUGAUAAUCUUGAAUGUGCUGCUACAUAAUAACUCCAUGUGUUUGUCUUUC
This is a messenger RNA of Spea bombifrons (plains spadefoot toad), 1860 nucleotides long. RefSeq names its product chondrolectin (gene CHODL). Gene Ontology annotation, cellular component: cytoplasm. The coding region runs from base 210 to 1091 and encodes 293 amino acids. The record is from RefSeq and is a predicted model, not a curated record. The transcript is spliced from 7 exons. Gene Ontology annotation, biological process: positive regulation of axonogenesis. NCBI's taxonomy places the organism in Eukaryota, Metazoa, Chordata, Amphibia, Anura, Pelobatidae.